AUGAAAGAGCCUGAAGCCGAACUUCAGGCCAGUGCCAACCUGUCCCCCGUGUCGCCAUCGCCCGUCCAUACCGCGGCGCCGCUUGUUGUUCCAGCCCUCCAAGACACCGUCGAUACCAUCGACGCCAUGGUUGCCGCUGCGAAUGGUGCGGCCGAGGCCAUCGUCGAAUAUCCACUUGUCGAUCCCGCUCUCGCUGAUGCCACUGACAACGACGAUGCUGUAGAUGACGACAGUUUGAACGAUCCGUAUGGCGAGGACACUGAGCCUGCCCGGCCUGCGCAGGCCCAGCCUCAGCCAGAACCCUCAGAUGCCAACGACGAUUACGCCAAGACGUUUGACUCGCCCAUCGAACCACACGACGGAAAUGAACAGGGCAAUGAUCAACCUAUGUCGUCGAGUCCGCAAGAAUCCAAUCCAGUUUCCACUCCGUCCGAGCAGCCGAGUGUCAGCCAAUCUUCAGAAGUUAGCCCCGCUACCUUCCAUGACCCCUCUGCGACGUCUCUGACGCUGCCUGCCUCGAACCGUCAUCAAAAUGCCCAGCAUGAAUCUGCCGUCGACCCUGCUGCCCCAGCACCAGCAGACGAUGAAGCGGAUGGCCACCAAGACCUAGGAGCCCAGCCUAAGCCCACAGACGGACCAAGUGCCGCUGUCGCAGAGUCGCAAAGCUCAUCGUCGUUUGACAUCCAGAGACUUAUGGCUGACCUCGCUGCCCAACCUACUGAAUCCAGCACCGACCCUGAUCCAUCUCCUGCCUCGUCGACACAGGCCGAACCGCCCACAGGUUCUGCGUCUCUGUCGUCCUCGACUGCAUUGCCAUCUACCUCUUCCCUUCCCCCAAGGCCUCCCCAGCCGCACUCCACUUCCCCAUUGUAUGCCUCACAGCAUCAUCCUGCGGGAGCUAACCCUAAUGCAGCCGCCGGGGCUGUUGCUCAACCAAGCAAUGGCCAAACGCCAUCAUAUCACGUCGGCAGUGCUCCAGGAACGUCCACAGACUCCCUGGCCAGUCUUCCCCUUCCUCCUGCCAGCGGUUUGAGUGUUUCGUCGUACCCAACCCAGGCAGAAGCUGGGUCCUCCGCGGAUCAAGGUCGUGAUGUAGAUUACCAACGCCACUGGGACCAAUUCAUGACCGACGAGAGACAAUAUAUGUCCGAGGCCAAGUGGGAUCGAUUUCCUGAAGGAUCUCGCAUCUUUAUUGGCAACCUUUCAAGUGACAAGGUUUCCAAGCGCGACGUGUUUGAAUUAUUCCAUAAAUAUGGUAGACUUGCACAAAUUUCCUUGAAGUCUGCCUAUGGAUUUGUGCAGUAUCAUACCGUUGAAGAAGGUCUAAGGGCAAUGGACAACCUACAGGGAAUUGAGAUCAAGGGCCGUCGCAUACACCUGGAAAUAUCUCGUGUACAAGACAAGGCAAAGAAAGACCGCAAACGCAGCCCAGACAGAGGUCGCGGCCGUGAGAAUGGUCGAAGAGGCGAUAAACACGGCCGAGAUGAUUAUCGUCCUGGUAGAAACCAUUCCCCUCGUCGCAACGAUUACUACCCCCGCGAUGACAAUUUUGGGGGUAGAGACCGUGGGCACAGCGACCCCAGUCGGGGCGGCCGAGGACGAUCUCGAUCGCCGGCAUACGGGCGAAAUGACCGCGAUGCCUAUCGGAGACGAAGCCCAAGCUCACUCGGACGACAUCGUAAUGAGCCAGAGCUCGAUAUUCCACGAAGAUACGGUGCCGACGUGCCAGACGUGCAAAUUAUCCUGCAACCCGAUGUCAAUCGCGAUUUCGUAAAUUGGGUUGAAGGAGCCUUCAAGGUCAAAGGCCUGAAGACGCAGGUUAUGUACUUGCAUCCUCGCUUUCCCAAGGAUCAAGUCAUCCAGCAACAAGCUGCUGAAGGUGUGCAUGGUGUCGUGGACUUGGAUGUCCGUGCACAAAACCUCGCCAGGGUUCCCGUCCAGGUGUUCGACCGCUCUGCUGGCAGCAACAAUGUGCGCUUUGAUCAGUACGUGGACCUCGAUCCUGGCACCGCUGCGGAGGUUAUUCUGCGCGCCAAGUCGGGUGCCGCAGCCGCAGCCGCAGCCGCAAACUACAACCAAGGCUACGGUAGCAACGGAGCAUACCAGAACCCCUACGGUACACAGCAUCACCAGCCUGGUUAUGGUGGAGGUCAACAGGCAACUGCGUACCCUCUACAGCCACAGCAACCACCGCCAACCUCGGCCGCAGAUAUUGCCAGCUUGAUGGGCCAAGUCGAUAAUGCCACUCUCCAGCGACUGCUGUCAACCAUGCAGAGCCAGCCAGCAGCCCCUCCUGCAGCCGGCAGCUACCCUCACCCAGCGGUCGGUGGUGCUCACGCAGCCCACAACCCUGCAGUUGACAUACAAGCUAUCUUGGGGAGCUUGAGCGCCACGAACCCCCAGCAACACGCACCUCCACAGACACCUUAUGGGGCUCCUUACGGAGGACAGCAGCCAAACGGAAGCAGCAAUCCAGGUGCAGCUGGGAGCAGCGGCGAUGCUGCCAGCCAAGUACAAAAUAUCAUGGCACAACUCGCCCGCUACAGACAAUGA
Molecule: messenger RNA, 2553 nt
Organism: Metarhizium album ARSEF 1941
Lineage: Eukaryota; Fungi; Ascomycota; Sordariomycetes; Hypocreales; Clavicipitaceae
Product: Nucleotide-binding, alpha-beta plait
Exons: 3
Coding region: 1-2553 (850 amino acids)
Molecular function (GO): RNA binding
Source: RefSeq, a predicted model, not a curated record